Messenger RNA from Chinchilla lanigera (long-tailed chinchilla), 1530 nucleotides. RefSeq names its product PRAME family member 12-like. Gene Ontology annotation, biological process: negative regulation of apoptotic process; negative regulation of cell differentiation; positive regulation of cell population proliferation. NCBI's taxonomy places the organism in Eukaryota, Metazoa, Chordata, Mammalia, Rodentia, Chinchillidae. The transcript is spliced from 4 exons. Gene Ontology annotation, cellular component: cytoplasm. The record is from RefSeq and is a predicted model, not a curated record. The coding region runs from base 1 to 1530 and encodes 509 amino acids.
AUGAGCACCGAGUCCCCACACAGACUACUGAAACUGGCAAUUCAGAGCUUGCUGAGGGACGAGGCCUUGGCCAUGGAGGCCAUGGAACACCUGCCAGGGGAGCUCUUCCCGCCAGUGUUCACGGAGGCCUUUACCAGGGGACACGCUGAGGUCGUGAAGGUGAUGGUGCAGGCCUGGCCAUUCCCCUACCUCCCUCUGAGGAGCCUGAUGGAUUUGAGGACACCAAAUCCUGAAUACAUGCAGUUUGGGGACAGAAACAAAAAAAAAAUUCUGCAGACCUUCGAAGCAUUAUUGGAUGGACUUGAUAUAUGCUUGUCCCAGAAGGUUCACCACCGCAGGUGGAAACUGCAGGUGCUGGACUGGAGGGAUGGACACCGGGACUUCUGGACUGCAGGGCCCAGAGCCAUGAAUGCUGCUCCCUUAGCAGAUUCCUGGAAUAAGGAAACAGGCAAGCUUGGUCUGACUGACAAGAAACCAACCUUGACAAUAUUUGCAAACCUUUGUUUCGAACCUUACAGUUCCUUUAAUGACACACAUGACAAAUUACAACUCUGCCUCUUGAACUGGGUCAGGAAAAGAAAAGCUUCAGUGCACCUGUACUCUGAGAAAGUGAUGAUCAGUUCCAGUGCUGUCUUUAAAAUCCUGAAGCUUCUCCAAGCUGUGCACCUGGACUCUAUCCGUGAGCUGGAGGUGUUUAGUGAGUGGAGCCGGAAAGGCAUGAAAGCAUUUGUUCCUCAGCUGAAGAAGAUGAAAAACCUUCACACAUUUCGCUUUAGCAGCCUGAGUCCAAAUGUGUUUACUGCACCUGGGACAAACAAGUUGUAUUCCCUCAUGUACGCCUUUCACCUAGGACAGCUGCAAAAUCUCCGGGAGUUUCAUAUGGACGAUGUCUUUUUCUUGCACGGAUCUCUGCAUAAGAUCUUCAGGAGCCAGACCCCCUUGGAGGCCCUCUCCUUGUGUUCAAGUCCACUGAAGGAAUCUGACCUGAAGCACCUGUCCCAAUGUGCAAGCACAAGCCAGCUCAAGUCUCUGAUCCUGAGGAACAUUUCAAUGAAAUCAUUCAAUCCUGGGACCCUCCAGGCUCUGAUACACAAACUGGCCAGCACCCUGGAGACCCUGGCCCUCGAGCACUGUGACAUCACGGACUCUCACCUCCUUGCCAUCCUGCCCGCCCUGAGCUGCUGUUCCCGCCUCAAGACUUUCAGUUACUGUGGGAACCACAUUUCCCUUGACGUCCUUCUGGUCCUUCUGCGUCUAACCGCUGGACUGAGCCAGUUGUCCAAGGGGCUGUAUCCUGCCCCUGUGGAGAGCUAUGAGUGCAACACCCCAACAACAUUUGUGCACCCUGAGCAAUUUGCCCAGGUCUGUGCUGAGCUGGCACAGGUCCUGCAGGACAUAAGACCAUCUCUUAGAAUCCAGAUCUGUACCUACUGUUAUUCCUGCAUGAUGCACAAAUUUUAUAGUCUAGAGCAUGGUGGGAACUGGGAAGUCACAGAGGAGGAUAACUAUCUACGUUGCAGUAGAUGCUAA